Colias croceus (clouded yellow) is the source of this 1674-nucleotide messenger RNA. It is a transcript of the gene Gmppa, whose product is annotated as mannose-1-phosphate guanyltransferase alpha-A. The record is from RefSeq and is a predicted model, not a curated record. Gene Ontology annotation, cellular component: cytoplasm. Bases 133 to 1368 code for a protein of 411 amino acids. Lineage: Eukaryota; Metazoa; Arthropoda; Insecta; Lepidoptera; Pieridae. The transcript has 9 exons. Gene Ontology annotation, biological process: biosynthetic process.
GAGCCGGUUGCAAGUACAUAGGUACCUACUCAAUUUAUAGAACUGCAUUGUAAACAAACAUAAAACUAAGUUUAUUGUUAAUUCUGUAGGUACAUAAUCCUUUAAUGAUUUGACAUUGUUAAUUAAUGUACAAUGUUGAAAGCUGUGAUACUUAUUGGGGGACCACAAAAAGGCACAAGGUUCAGACCUCUAUCUUUAGAUACACCCAAACCUCUAUUUCCCAUAGCUGGCUUACCGUUAAUACAGCAUCACAUAGCAGCAUGUGCUAAGUUGGAAGAAUGUAAAGAAAUAUUAAUAAUUGGUUCUUACCCAGCCACUUUGAUGGCACAGUUUGUCAGUGAUAUGCAGAAAGAAUAUCACUUGAUUAUAAGGUAUCUCCAUGAGUUCAUGCCAUUAGGAACAGGAGGUGGUCUAUACCACUUUAGAGACCAAGUGCGGGCUGGAAACCCAGCAGCAUUCUUCCUUCUUAAUGGAGAUGUUUGUGCUGAUUUCCCUUUGAAAGAGCUUUGGGAGUUUCAUGAAGGAAGGCCGGAGGCUUUGGUAACAAUAAUGGGUACAGAAGCGACCCGCCAACAAUCAAUCUUCUACGGUUGUAUGGUAAGAGACACUAACACAGGCGCAGUCAGCCAUUACGUAGAGAAGCCGCGCGGUUAUGUGUCCACGUUGAUCAAUUGUGGAGUGUAUGUGUGUUCGCUGCAAGUGUUCCAGAUCAUGGCUGAGGCGUUUCAGAGGAAACAGGAUCAGUUUUAUGGUUCAAACGGUCAAGGCAGUCCAGGAUACAUGUCGUGGGAACAAGAUGUGUUGUCGCCCCUCGCUGGGACAAACAAAUUGUAUGCACUACAGGUAACAAACUGGUGGUCCCAAGUGAAAACGGCUAGUUCAGCGAUAUACGCGAACAGGCAUUAUUUAGAACUGCAUCGAAAUGAGUCUAGCAAAGCGCCGUGUAAAAUAACACCAGAUGUGUUCAUACAUCCCACUGCUGUUGUAGAUAGUACUGCUGUGAUAGGUCCAAACGUGUCCAUCGGUGCGGGAGUGACGAUAAAAGCAGGCGUUAGGAUAAAGGAGUCGAUUAUAUUAAACCACGCUACUAUACAUGAACAUGCGCUGGUUAUGUAUUCUAUUGUGGGUCAAGACUGUUCAGUAGGCGAGUGGUCUCGAGUAGAAGGGACCCCACCUGACCCGGACCCCAACAAGCCCUUCGCGAAAAUGGACAACACGCCGCUUUUUAAUAAUGAUGGCAGGUUAAAUCCAUCGGUUACUAUAUUGGGUGCCGGAGUAACAAUGCCAGCAGAGAGGAUACUGCUAAAUUCAAUAGUGUUACCUCACAAACAUCUAACGAGGAGUUAUAAGAAUGAAAUAAUUUUGUAGCAAUUAUUUUAUUAAAUAUAAAGGUCCCUCUUCACAAUGGGCAGCGUUGGGCGAGUAGAAGCAAUCACGAUAGUGUAGAGGUCCUAAAUGUCUAUGAUCGGCUAUUGUAGAUGUUUAUUCGUAUCGCCGUAAUAGCGGCCAACAUCGACCAUCAUUUGUUGGGCCAAUGCUGCCCAUUGUGAAGAGGGCCGAUACACGAAGACUACGACUUGUACAAAAUGUCUGAAUUCUCAAUUGCAAUUGUUUUGUUGCAAGUCUUAAUAAUAAAGAGAUUUUGCUAUAAUAAUAUACAGUUAUUUAGUAAUA